GUGAGUUAAAAAUAAAAUAAAUAAAAAUAUCUUAAGGUAAAGAAUUAAAAUCGCAUCAGUGCUUAAAAACCAAAUUUUAAGAGGCAUACCUGCAAAAAUAAAUUUAAAAGCACCUCACAAUAUGGACGCGGACAAUGAAAAUGAGGUGUUAUGCGAGAAAAUCAUAAACGACAUUCAUGCUGUAUUUCUCAAGGAUCCAGACCUCUCUACAUUCGAAAUUAUACCGACUAUUUUAAAUCGCAACAAAUCACCCGUCAUCCAUGCUGAACAUCAUCUCGGCUUGGAGUCAUGGUGUAUGAAACAUGUUUAUGAUCAUGCACAUAAAUCGAUAAUCGGUUAUCGACGCCAACAUCAAUCACGUUAUCUGCAACAUAGCGAUGUGUUGCUAAAGUAUCUAAAUAUUGCGCUACUCGUUAAUCCGGAUGUGACCACAUUCUGGCAUAUACGCCGGCAGAUGGUGCAAACAAAUCAUUUAAAAAUUAAUUGCGAAUUUAAAUUCUCUGCAUUGAUUUUGUCAAAAAAACCGAAAUCGAAUGAGGCGUUCGCAUAUCGGCGUUGGUUGUACUCGUUUCAGAGUCAUGAUGCCAUCGAUUGGCCGAGUGAAUUUGGAAUUUGCGAUCGUUGUGCCGAUCGCAGCUCAAAUAAUUACUUCGCUUGGACCCAUCGUCAGUGGGUGUUGCAAAAUGCGCCCGAUCUGAUACGUUCCGAAUUGAUGAUGACUGAAAAAUUUAUGCGUAAACACAUAAGCGACUACAGUAGCUAUCAUUAUCGUCAAAUAUUGAUAGCACGCGCCUAUGAAUUGUGUUACUAUGAAUCGAAUGAGUUGCAGCACUUACAUAACCUCAAAGAUUUAAUAAGUUAUUACCUGGUUGAUGAUUUAGAAAUACUCAGUACGGCCGAUGUAUUGCAGAUAAUGUUGCCUGGCGUCAAUCAAGUUGCUGUGGGUGAGCCGCGUUUGAGCUCCUUCCUGUAUUGUUGCAAUUUGGCAGCGCAUGAUAUACGCCUGUGUGACGAUCAAAAGAAUAUGUAUGGCGAACGUGAAUCUUUCGAGAAUCAUCGACGCGCCUCGUUGCGUUUUAUUGUAGAGAAUUGUGUGCGUUUGUUGUUGGGUGAGCUGCCGGGCUUGUAUUUGGCGCCCCGCACAUAUGCAGAGCUGCAGGAAUUCAAUGUCGCACUGAAAAAGUUCGAUUAUUCUUCCAAUACAUUUUUGGCGGCGCUAAAGCGCUCGGAGAGUCUAUUGGGCGAGAAACAUCGCAAGUGGUGUACUAUAUUUUUGGGCUUCAAUUAUGCGUGAAGCGUUUGACAAAAAAAAAAAAAAAGAGUAAACUCAUUUUAGAGUUUUUAGAGGCGAAUUAAUUUUUAUACUAGCACAAAGUAAAUAGAAAGCUUUAUGGUUUUAUAUUAUAGACAUGAGCAUAGUAAAUUGGAAAAGUUUUAGCGUUGCCUUAGAAGCAUUUUUGCAAAUACCUAAAAUUUUGAAUAAAACAUCGAAUACAUUUUUUUGUAAAACCUUUCAGUUGAUGAUUUGAGAUCAAUAAUAUUUGUUAGCACCAUAAAAGUUGUUUUUUCUAAAUAUAUAACGAUUACAAAAAAAAAAAACACUGAAUUUACAUUUUUUGAUCAGUUUCGAAAUUUCAAAUUCUAAGUUUAACGCUAAAUUAACGCAAAAAAUGUCAAACAAAAUUAAAAAAGUAUAUAUUUUCUCAAAUUUUUUUUAUGAAAAAUACGAAAAACCCUCUAUAAGAAAACCUUUAAACUUCUUAAGUAAUUUUAAUAGUAAAUUUGCUUAUACUUUGUCUUUUUCUAUUCUAU
Messenger RNA from Ceratitis capitata (Mediterranean fruit fly), 1812 nucleotides. RefSeq names its product protein prenyltransferase alpha subunit repeat-containing protein 1 (gene temp). Gene Ontology annotation, molecular function: protein prenyltransferase activity. Lineage: Eukaryota; Metazoa; Arthropoda; Insecta; Diptera; Tephritidae. Bases 122 to 1294 code for a protein of 390 amino acids. The record is from RefSeq and is a predicted model, not a curated record. Gene Ontology annotation, cellular component: cytoplasm. Gene Ontology annotation, biological process: protein prenylation. The transcript is spliced from 3 exons.